Messenger RNA from Eublepharis macularius, 766 nucleotides. It is a transcript of the gene MRPL50, whose product is annotated as mitochondrial ribosomal protein L50. Gene Ontology annotation, cellular component: mitochondrial large ribosomal subunit; mitochondrion. Lineage: Eukaryota; Metazoa; Chordata; Lepidosauria; Squamata; Eublepharidae. The record is from RefSeq and is a predicted model, not a curated record. The transcript is spliced from 2 exons. Bases 35 to 514 code for a protein of 159 amino acids.
AGAGGGGCGGAGUCUGUUCCGUGCGCGUUCUAAGAUGGCGGCCGCUGCGGGCUUCCUGAGGGUUUGGCGGCAGAGGCCGGUUUGGGGGCUUCCUGCGCGCCGGGCCUUUUGGGGGGACUGGAGGAAGAAGCAGGGGAAGCUGGAGGCAAAAGAACCAACCAUCCCAGAGGAAAAGAAACCAGCUCUGGCUUGCCCUCCACCACGAAGCAAAAGAUACCUUCCCCCUAAGGAUCUUCAGAGUCGUUUAGAGGCUCGUGUCAGAGAAAUCUUUGGACCCUCCGUUUCCAAGGACUGGCAAGAGGUGUCGCUGGGGGAGAGCAGGCUAAAGUACCAUUUGUUGGCACAGUUGGCUGAGGAUCUGGGCCAUACUGUUCCGAAUUUCCGUCUCCAUCAGAUGAAGAGCGCCAGUGACGUUCUGGCUUUUUAUAGCACGCCUGUGAAAGACAUCUCAAAGUUUGAUGAACUAAGCACGCAGGAGCUUCCCCCGAACCUGAGAAUCAGUUGGCAAUACUGAACUGUGUUAGAGGGGAAAGGAGGCUGCCUUAGAGGAGCAACGCCUGAGAGCACCAUUGAGCACUCUCAUCUUUGUAAAAACUCCUUGUGUUUUCCCUAUUGCAAGAGCGCUGCUAGUGCAGUGGGCAUUGUUCUACAACAUCAAUAAUUUGUGGUUGGUGAGAGGAAUAAUUCAAGUACAUUCCUACUCCUAGCUUGGCCGUUGUUGAAUGGAAAUGGUGGUAAAUGAAAAUAAAUGUAGGGCAAUAAAUGA